GCAAUUUCGCGCACGCCCCAGGGGCAGCACGGGCAAUUCAUGUGCCCCAUUAAUUAAGUCAACACCAGUCGCGGGCUCCCAGCCCACGCUGCCCCCGCACCCGGACAGGGCCACUUUCCCCAAACUGCCCCUCCCACCAUCGUCCCCAAUUUCCAAAACCACCACCACCCUUCUCUCCUCUGUCCUCUCUCUCGUCCCCUUCACUCGGACCUCUCCACGCCCCGCACCAAUGGCCGAUUCGCCAAACCCUAGCUCCGGGGACCUCCCCGCCGGCGUUGGGGGCUCGCCGGAGAAGCCGGCCCCGGCGGAUCGGCGCGUGGCGGCGCUCGCCGGCGCCGGCGCGAGGUACAAGGCGAUGUCCCCCGCGCGGCUGCCGAUCUCGCGCGAGCCCUGCCUCACCAUCCCGGCGGGAUUCAGCCCCUCCGCCCUCCUUGAGUCCCCCGUCCUCCUCACCAACUUCAAGGUUGAACCCUCUCCCACAACUGGUACUCUGAGCAUGGCUGCAAUAAUCAACAAAAGCACUCAUCCGGAUGUACUGCCUUCGCCUAGGGAUAAACCAGUUGGUAGCAGCCAUGACGAUGGGAGUUCUUGGGAUUUCAAAUUCAAGCCUCAUCUCAAUGCAUCUACCCAAUCAGUGGUUCCUGCUAUCAAUGAUCCAAAACAUCAUGACACUUCUAUGCAAACUCAUAGCCUGAAUCAUGCUUCAUCAUUUAGCAAUUUGAUGACAGAAAGUAGAUCUCUCUGUUCACAGGAGUCAACUCACACAGUGAAUGUUUCAAGUGCUCCAAACCAACCUGUUGCAAUGAUUGGUCCAUCUGACAGCAUUCCUGCUGAAGUUGGAACAUCAGUCCGCCAGAUGAAUAGCUCUGAAAAUGCUGUGCAGGAGACACAAUCUGAAAAUGUAGCUGAAAAAUCAACCGAGGAUGGCUAUAACUGGCGCAAAUAUGGACAGAAGCAUGUCAAGGGAAGUGAAAACCCUAGAAGUUAUUACAAGUGCACACAUCCUAAUUGUGAAGUAAAAAAGCUAUUGGAGCGUUCGCUUGAUGGUCAGAUUAGUGAAGUUGUUUAUAAGGGGCAUCAUAAUCAUCCUAAGCCCCAGCCUAAUAGGAGGUUAGCUGCUGGUGCGGUUCCCUCAAGCCAGGGUGAAGAAAGAUAUGAUGGUAUGGCAACUGCUGAAGAUGGGUCUCUGAGAAUUUUCUGCCAAUAUGCAGACAAGCCCUCAAAUGUUUCCAACCUCUGUAAUCAAGUACAUUCAGCUGGCAUUAUAGAUCCUAUGCCAGGUCCAGCUAGUGAUGAUGACAUCGAUGCUGGAGGUGGAAGACCCUACCCUGGGGAUGAUGCUAAUGAGGAUGAUGAUUUGGAUUCAAAACGCAGGAAAAUGGAAUCUGCUGGUAUUGAUGCUGCUUUGAUGGGUAAACCAAAUCGUGAGCCCCGUGUUGUUGUACAAACUGUUAGUGAGGUUGACAUCUUAGAUGAUGGGUAUCGCUGGCGCAAGUAUGGGCAGAAAGUAGUGAAAGGAAACCCCAAUCCACGGAGUUACUACAAGUGCACACACACAGGAUGCCCUGUCAGGAAGCAUGUUGAGAGAGCAUCACAUGACCCAAAGUCAGUGAUAACAACAUAUGAAGGAAAACAUAACCAUGAAGUCCCUGCUUCCAGGAAUGCAAGCCAUGAGAUGUCCACAGCUCCCAUGAAGACUGCUGUGCAUCCUAUUAACAGCAAUAUGUCGGGCCUUAGUAGCAUGAUGAGAGCAUGUGAAGCCAGGACCUUUGCCAAUCAAUAUUCUCAAGCAGCCGAAAGCGACACCAUCAGUCUUGACCUUGGUGUUGGUAUCAGCCCAAACCACAGCGAUCCAGCAAACCAAAUGCAGCCUUCAGUUCCAGAUCCGAUGCAGUAUCAAAUGCAAUCCAUGGCUCCUGUGUACGGUAACAAGGGACAUCCAGGAAUGCCAGUGCCAUCAGUACCUGGAAAUACAGCUAGCAGUAUAUAUGGUUCCAGAGAAGAAAAAGGAAGUGAAGGAUUUACUUUCAAAGCCACACCGCUGGACCGUUCAGCUAGCUUAUGCUAUAGUAGUGCCGGUAAUUUAGUGCUGGGUCCAUGAGUGUCUCUAUUAAUGGUUAUACCUCCAAGGAUCAUAUAUUACCGAUGCGCUCGCCAUGAAGAUUCUCUUUAGAAGAUGCUCAACUGUGUAUCGUUUACACAUAAUUGAACCAGAGGCGGUAAAGGUAUACCCAGCGGGCUGCAAGCGAUUACACGAGAUCUUUCGGGGUUUGAGAUUUCAUUCGUUGUACAGCAAACCAGUUAUGAUUUAUUAGAUUAUGAGGAUUUGGUUUUGUAAACUUCUUUAUGUACUGGAAUACUGGGAUAGAACCAAAGAGCCAUCGGUGGCAAAGCUCUGUUAUCUCCUGCAUAUGAACGAUGCCUGUUUGACAUUCAUACGGAAUGAAAUAUGUCAUUUGACAA
Messenger RNA from Phragmites australis (common reed), 2463 nucleotides. Its product is annotated as WRKY transcription factor SUSIBA2-like. The transcript is spliced from 6 exons. Gene Ontology annotation, biological process: regulation of DNA-templated transcription. Lineage: Eukaryota; Viridiplantae; Streptophyta; Magnoliopsida; Poales; Poaceae. Gene Ontology annotation, molecular function: DNA-binding transcription factor activity; sequence-specific DNA binding. Bases 230 to 2101 code for a protein of 623 amino acids. The record is from RefSeq and is a predicted model, not a curated record.